Molecule: messenger RNA, 2920 nt
Organism: Tachyglossus aculeatus (Australian echidna)
Lineage: Eukaryota; Metazoa; Chordata; Mammalia; Monotremata; Tachyglossidae
Gene: ZFYVE28
Product: zinc finger FYVE-type containing 28
Exons: 13
Coding region: 77-2848 (923 amino acids)
Biological process (GO): negative regulation of epidermal growth factor-activated receptor activity
Cellular component (GO): early endosome membrane
Molecular function (GO): metal ion binding
Source: RefSeq, a predicted model, not a curated record
GCCCUCGGUGCCCCCCCCCGGGCGUCCGCCGCCCCUGCCCGGGCCGCUGGUCCCCGGGGCUCCGGCGGCUGCGGCGAUGAUGAACAGGUUCCGAAAGUGGCUGUACAAACCCAAGAGGUCUGAUCCUCAGCUUCUGGCUCAGUUCUACUACGCAGAUGAAGAGUUAAACCAAGUUGCUGCGGAAUUGGACAGCCUGGAUGGGAGGAAAGACCCCCAGAGGUGUACCCUGCUUGUCAAUCAGUUCCGCUCCUGUCAGGAUAACGUGCUGAACAUCAUCAACCAGAUCAUGGACGAAUGCAUCCCCCGGGAGCGAGCCAACAGGGACUUCUGCGUCAAGUUCCCGGAGGAGAUCCGGCACGACAACCUGGCCGGACAGCUGUGGUUUGGAGCAGAGUGCCUGGCGGCUGGCUCCAUCAUCAUGAACCGCGAAAUCGAAAGCAUGGCCAUGCGGCCCCUCGCCAAGGACCUGACCCGGAGCUUGGAGGAAGUCAGGAACAUCGUUCGGGACCAAGCCCUCAGGGACCUGAACCUUUACACGGAGAAAAUGAAAGAGUCCCUGAAGCACUUCGAUGGCCUCUUCGCUGAGUUUGAACUAAGUUACGUCUCAGCUAUGGUACCCGUCAAGUCUCCAAAAGAAUAUUAUGUGCAGCAAGAGGUAAUCGUGCUUUUUUGUGAGACAGUAGAGAGGGCCCUAAAGCUUGGAUACCUGACCCAAGACAUGAUUGAUGACUACGAGCCGGCGCUAAUGUUUACGAUCCCCAGGCUAGCCAUCGUCUGUGGGCUUGUUGUGUACUCAGAGGGGCCUUUGAACCUGGACCAUAAACCCGAAGAUAUGUCUGAGCUGUUUCGACCCUUCCACACCUUGCUAAGAAAAAUAAGGGACCUGCUGCAGACGCUGACGGAGGAAGAGCUGCACGCUCUGGAGCGCAGCCUGUGCAUCUCCCAGGACCUGGAGUUCCCCGUGCCUGCGGCCCCGCCGGCCCUGGCCGCCGCCGCCGCCGCGCUGCCCUCCGAGCCGCCCGAGGCCAAGGCCGACCCGCCCGAGGCCGAGAUGGCCUGCUCCAUGCAGUACGACCAGCAGGAGCUGGAGCAGCUCAACCGCAUGGUCCACCGCGUGGGCGACGAAAUGUCCUCCCUCCUCUCCCCGCCCAGCGCCUGCCCGUCUCCGGCCCGCCGGCCCGGGGACGGGAGGCCCGGGGAGAGCCCCGAGGCGUCGCCCGGCCGGCCGCCGGUCUCGGGUCGGGCGGUCGACCCCGACGACCGCGUGUUCUUCAUGGACGACCUCGACGGGGCGGGAGAAGGUGCGCCUGGGCCCGAGGUGGCCGCCGAAGCUCUCGCCUGGGCCACCGGGCCCCACGUUAGGCCGCCAGGCCGGGUUGGGGAGGUGGCCGCCCAUGGCACCCCGUCCAAGAAACCCGAGGACGACCCGAGCGAUAACAACAACACCAUCGUCGCCGGGGAGGGCCGCGGGCCCGACUCCUUGCCCAACUCCUGCUCCUGCCUGGAGUCCCAGCUCUACCUGGGCGGCUGGGACGCCGGGCCCGACCCCGCCGAGACCGCCGAGAUCAUCGCCCACCGCACCGGCGGCAUGAAGAUCUCCGCCACGGUCAUCUUCAACCCCAAAUCGCCCACGGCGCCCGACUCGCCCACGGCCGGAGCGGCUGGGCCCGAGCCUCGCCCCGGGGAGGAGGAGGACGAGGAGGAGAGGGAGGAGGAAAGGGGUGAGGAGGAUGAGGGGAGCGGCUCCCCUAAGCUCAGUCUGGCGGCGACGAACUGUCUGAUCAACUCGUGCGUGUGCUGCGGGAGCUGUGAGGACAGCAGGGAGGAGCCCGCCGAGAGCCUGCAGGCCCAGUGCUCGCCGGGAAAGGUCGUCCAUGCUUCUUACAACUUGGUCAAGUCCAAGGAAAAGGACCUCCUAGAGAAGCCGGGCGGCCCGGAGCCCACCCAGGAGACGGCCAAAACCGCAACGGCUUUGGCCCUGCCCACGGAGAGACCCACUGGCAGGGAGGAAGCCCCGCUGUCCCGCUCGGUCCCCAGGCGACCGCCCCCCGCCUCGGGCUCCCACCCUGGACCAGAAGGACCACCGGAGCUCCCACGCCCGGAGGAGAUAGCCGAGAAGGAUGGCCAGCCGGACCGGAGGGGGGCCGGGCCCAGCGGAGAGGGGAUUGGGGAGACGCGAGGAAAGGAAGAGCCCCGGGACAGGUCGGGGUCCAGCUUCCGGCCCAGCUCCUGUUCUACGGAUGCCGUGGACCAGGAGAAGGAGGAGGAGGAGGAGGAGCAGGUCCGGCUGACUCUGCGGGCGGCCAAACUGGCCAGCAGGGAGAAGAUAAGGUCCCGUUUUCAUAGCAGCAAUGAUCUGAUCCACCGACUCUUCGUCUGCAUCUCAGGGGUGGCUGACCAGCUGCAGACCAACUACGCGAGCGACCUGCGCAGCAUCCUGAAGACCCUGUUCGAAGUGAUGGCCACUAAACCGGAGACGGAGGACAAGGACAAGCUAAAGAAAGUGAACCCGAAUUUGCGGAGUGCCACUCUGGAGGACUGCGCCCUGUGCCAGGAAACCACCUCUUCUUCGGAGCUCGCUGCCAAGGCCAGAAACGGCGACUUCGAAGAUCCGCCCGAAUGGGUCCCCGACGAAGCGUGCAGCUACUGCACGGCCUGUAAGGCUCCGUUCACCGUCAUCCGCCGGAAACACCACUGUCGGAGCUGUGGCAAGAUUUUCUGCUCCCGCUGCUCUUCCCAUUCAGCUCCUCUACCUCGCUACGGCCAGAUGAAACCAGUCCGCGUGUGCACUCACUGUUACAUGUUCCACGUCACGCCCUUCUACAGCGACAAAGCCGGCGGCAUCUGACCCCGGGACCGAGGGACUCGUAGCCAGGUGGCUGGCCGCGGCCCACGCCCGGGACCGGCGUGGAGGAAGAGA